AUGUCUUCUCUCCAAUCAGCUACUGCACUGCUUCACCACGCGGGAUCCGCAACUGCCGGCGCUAGUAACGCUGUGGCCACUAGUAGCGCCGCGAUUCGCGCCGGGAAAUCCGCACACGAUUCGUCGAUUUCCUUGCCAUCAAGCUUCCUUCCUCGCCUCGAUUCGACGCUCACCACCACCACUUCCUCCACCUCAUAUUCGUCACUCCCUUCCCCUUCUCUUAUCGCCGUCCGAUCGGCAUCUGCGAGUGCGGCGGGACCCGCCGCAAUUUCCGGCGGCCAAUCACAGAACGGUGCCGUCCGGGACCGGGUGAUCGCGAUCCCGGAUCUCGAGGAGGAUUUCGCGCCGGAGGUGAACGGGACGUACGGGAAGGGCGGCAGCGUGGAGGACGAUGCGGCCGCCGUACGCGGCGGAUUAAUCGACGGCGGGCUCGUGUACAGGGAGCGGUUCGUCAUCCGGUGCUACGAAGUCGGCGUUAAUCGAAAGGCUUCUAUGGAGACCAUCGCGAAUCUGCUGCAGGAAAUAGGGUGCAACCACGCGCAGAGCGUGGGGUUCUCCAACGACGGUUUCGCCACCACGCCAGCGAUGCUUGCGAAUCGCCUCAUCUGGGUUACCACUCGCAUGCACAUCGAGAUGUACAAGUAUCCCAAAUGGGGUGACGUGGUGGAGAUUGACACGUGGUUCCAGGAUGGCACCAUCAUGUCGCGCCGUGAUUGGAUCAUCCGCUUCGGCCACACAGGGGAGGUCAUCGGUCGAGGCACCAGUUCAUGGGCCAUGAUGAAUCGCGACACCAGGCGCCUCUCCAAGGUGCCUGCUGACGUGCGCGCCGAGCUCACAGUGCAUUGCCCCAACCCUGAGAGGUUUUCUAUUCCAAAGAGCAGCGUUGCAAAAAUCAACAAACUGGAAGAGCCAGCAGACCACGUGCGGCCAUACCUCCGGCCUAGGCGCAGCGAUUUGGACAUGAAUCAUCACGUCAACAACGUCACUUACAUUGCAUGGAUGCUUGAGAGCCUGCCGCAGUCCCUCUUGGGAUCAUAUGAGCUGGCUGAAAUCACCAUUGAUUAUCGUCGGGAGUGCGGGCAGGACGACGUGGUUGAGACACUUGCCAAGGAAAUCGUUUCGCCUGAUAUUUCACCUGAAGUUUCACCUGGGGAGGGUGCAGCUGAGAAGGUGGUGUCCUGUGCUGGUGCUACUGCUGCAGCUGCUUCUGUUGCUGGUAGCAGUGGUGGGAGUGUGAAUGGGACUGCUGUGCUGGAAAUGGAAAAAGGAAAUGGGAGUGUCGCUGCUGUUGCUGCUGUUGCUGCUGCUGUUGCUGCUGCUGCUGCUGUUGCUGCUGUUGCUGCUGCUGCUGCUGCUGCUGCUGGGGCUGCCCCUGCUGCUGCUGCUGCUGCUGCUGGGGCUGAGGGGUUGCCUGCGGCCGAGCCUGCAGCCUUACCAGCAGUGCCAGUCGCCAAACCUGCAGUAUUCCCUACCAAGCCUGUUGCCGAGCCUGCAAGGUUCCCCGCCGCACCUGAUGCCCUCCCUGCAGUGCCAACCGCCGCGCUUGCAGUAGUGCCGACCAAGCCAGCUGCCGAACCAGAUGAGUUGCUGACCAACCCGGCUGCCGAGCCUGCAAGCCUCCCAGCAGAGCCUGCCGCCUUACCUGCAGUGCCAGCGGUGGAGCCUGCAAUGGUGCUGACCAACCCUGCUGCCGAACCUGCCACCUUCCCUGCAGUUCCAACCGCCGAGCCUGUAGCAUUGGUUGCCAAGCCUGCUGCCGAGCUUGCAAGAUUGCCUGCGGAUCCUGCUGCCUUUCCUGCAGUUCCGAUUGCCAAACCUGCAAGGUUGGUUGCCAAGCCGGCUGCCGAGCCUGCGAGGUUCCCUGCAGAUCCUCCCACCUUUCCUGCAGCGCCCACAGCUGAACCUGCAGCGCUGCCCACCAAGCCUACUCCCGAACCUGCAAGGCUUCCCACCGAACCUGCCGCCUUCCCUGCAGUUCCUACCGCCGAACCUGCAACACUACCCACCAAGCCUGCCGCCGAGCCUGCCACCUUCCCUGCAGAGCCUGCCACACUCCCCGCUGCCCUCCCCACACCAAAAACAGCUCCGGCGACAUCCGAAAUCAACCCAGCUGGAGCCACAUUGAGGUUUGGCGAGCCUCCAAAACUGGCUCGGGCGCCUGCCGAGCCUAUGUUGGCACCCGCACCGGCGGCCAAACCAGUCGAGGCAGUGAUGGGAGUGGAGGAGAGGGGGCCUCUGGUGCAGGGGUUGCGAGGGAGGAUGGCUGGAGGAGUGGAGGGCUGCAGGGCUAUGCCCUGUGCUCUGAUCUUGUAG
Molecule: messenger RNA, 2313 nt
Organism: Closterium sp. NIES-65
Lineage: Eukaryota; Viridiplantae; Streptophyta; Zygnematophyceae; Desmidiales; Closteriaceae
Source: the annotation of a GenBank genome assembly